Molecule: messenger RNA, 1332 nt
Organism: Macroventuria anomochaeta
Lineage: Eukaryota; Fungi; Ascomycota; Dothideomycetes; Pleosporales; Didymellaceae
Exons: 2
Coding region: 1-1152 (383 amino acids)
Source: RefSeq, a predicted model, not a curated record
AUGCGGCGGCAGUUUUCCUUCCGACUUCUGCUGUCCCAAGGACUCGACGUGCAUGUCCUUGAACAGUGCAGAUGUGCACCCAUCACCUGCGAUAUCACCCAGCUCAACGCCACCCUCCAUCCUGACAACCAAAUGCACCUUUCCGACACAACUGGUGUGGAGCUUCCCACAUGCGGCAGCAAGUGCUGUCCGCUAGGCUACACAUGCAAGAGCGGCAUGUGCUCGAAAGCCGAGACAACCUCAACACCCACAUCAUCGGCUACAUCACCGCCCACAUCAUCGCCCACAUCCACACCAUCCGCCACAAAGCCGGCCUCCUCAUCACAAACAUCCGGCUGUCCAACGCCUGUGCCCGUGAAGCAGGGCUUCGAUGGCAAGUCCUUCGCAGCUGGCCUGUUCCCCGGUCUUGUCGUGGGUGCGCUCGGCGCCAUUGGACUGAUGUGGUUGAUUAACAAGCGCCGCGAGACCCACAACGAAAAGAAGUACUCUGGCGACUUUGGUCACGUAGCACGACAGAUCAGCGAUCCAAUCUACGAUCCUGAACACGCAGCGAGAGCAGACUUCAUCCGGCGCCCGUCGCACUCCACACAUCGCUCGCCCAACUCCUACAACUCCAACACCGGCAUGGUCUCAAACGGCAUGCCGUCCAAGCCCACCGUUGGCACCGGCCUUACACCACGGAUCAGGAGCAUGUGGGACCGCACACCCAAGCUGAACUUCGGCUUCACCAACAACAAUCCAGGCCUACCCGCGAAUCCCAGCCCCGUGCGUCCGCCCCCCGCCGUCCGCGCCGGCAGCAGCGACCGCGAUCCCUACAAGACACCAACCUUCACACCCAAGCGCGCUCCCUCGCAGCGUCGCACAAGCAGAUCGAGCCGCUCCCGCCGCCGCCGCGAGCCGGAGAUGGAACAGCGUCAGCACCCACGUCCUACACCACCCGAGCGCCAGGACAGCACCGAGACCAUCGACGUGCUGAUGCCAGCUCCGAACCUGUCGUUUCUCGCGCCGCCCAAGGCGCCGGGCAUGCGGGAGAAUCGGGCGACGUGCGAUAGUGGGACGACUACGUUUACGAAGUUGAUGGAGAGGGCGGGGUUUGACGAUGAUGUGAAUCGAGAUGUGAAAAAUUUCAGUAGUCCGGCGAGGAGGUAUUGACGAAGAGAAUGAUGUAAUGCGUUUCGUUUUCUUUGAUGAGCAGUAGAGCUGUUCCUGUCGCCUGCCACGGCAGAAGUACAUACUAGAUACCAGGCAUGAUACCAUUCUUUUCGAUUCUCUGAUUAUAUAGCUUUGAUAGCAUUCUUUAACUUGCUGGCGUCAUUCGACGACCACUUCAAC